Oppiella nova is the source of this 1916-nucleotide messenger RNA. The record is from the annotation of a GenBank genome assembly. NCBI's taxonomy places the organism in Eukaryota, Metazoa, Arthropoda, Arachnida, Sarcoptiformes, Oppiidae.
ACCACAACCACCACGAAUUCUAUAUGAUAUUAUGCACCACUAACCAGGAUACAUGGACAACUGACCCAUUAGCACAGGUAGCCCAAUGUGCCAGAGAUGUGAAUGACGAGGGUCCUGAUGAGGGCACUUCCGAUGCCCUCAAAACCUGUGCCGGCGUAGAUAACACUGAAGGAAACGGGUAUUUAAAUGAGGUGCUGGCAGCUACUGAUAUACUUUAUCCAGAAAUUGAUGAAGCAAGCGAUCCAUUGGUGUUAAUCAAUGGUAAACGUAGUGCUAAUGCUUUGACUGAUUUGAAAAGCGCUGUUUGCAAUGCAUUCACUGAUGAAUCUAGACCGACACCCUGUACCAAUACACCCGUACCACCGGAUGACAACCUAUUGGCUAGGGUUCAGGUGUUUUACUCGCCUUAUAGUCAAAAAGCGAUUGAUUUUAUCAAAAUAAAUAAGCAAGAUAAUCCAAAAGGACUUUACGAACUAAUGUUACCCGAAAUUGAAGGUGAAGUGAAAAAUAGGAUCGAGGUCGACUACAUACCAUGGGGUAGGGCUACUAGGGAUAAGGAUGACACUGGUAANCUACAUACCAUGGGACUGCACGCGUGUAUAGCUCGUAACCACGUGUCCCUAUACCAUAACCACCACGAGUUUUAUAUGAUACUAUGCGUAACUGAGCAAGAUGAUUGGACUACCGACCCAUUGGCCAAACUGAGUGUAUGCGCCCAACAGGUCAAUGACGAGGGUCCAGAUGAGGGAACUUCAGACGCCCUCAAAGCCUGUGCCGCCGUAGAUAACACUGAAGGGAACGGCUAUUUGAAUGAAGUGUUGGCCGCAACCGAUGAGCUCUACCCCCUUAUUAGCACCGGUAAUACUGAUCCAUUGGUAUUGAUUAACGGCAUUCGUAAUGACAAAGCGUUAGUUGAAUUAAAAUAUGAAGUCUGCAAAGCGAUACCGAAAGACCAGAGACCAACACUGUGUGCUGAUGUACCAGAGGAUCCAGAUGUCCCUGAUGACACAAUUGUACCAGCUAAUACAGUCAGAGUGCAAGUGUAUUACUCACCGUAUAGUCCGAAGUCUAUUGAUUUGAUUAAAUUGAAUGCCGAGGGAAAUGAUAAAGGAUUAUAUGAGUUGAUGUUACCUGAGAUCGAGGGGGAGACCAAGUAUAACGUGGAAGUGGAUUAUAUACCAUGGGGUAGGGCUACCAGGGAUACGGAUACUGGCACUGGACAGUUUACGUACACGUGCGCUGAAGGGGAUGACACUUGUAUAGCUACUAGACUUCAUGCAUGUAUCGCUCGUAACCACGUGUCCCUAUACCACAACCACCACGAGUUUUAUAUGAUACUGUGCACCACUAACCAGGAUACAUGGACAACUGACCCAUUAGCACAGGUAGCCCAAUGUGCCAGAGAUGUGAAUGAUGAGGCUCCUGAUGAGGGCACGUCCGACGCCCUUAAAGCCUGUGCCGCCGUAGAUAACGCUGAGGGGAACGGCUACCUGAAUGAAGUAUUGGCGGCCACCGAUAUACUUUACCCCGAAAUUGAUGAAGUACAACAACCGGAUCGACACAGGGAUCUACAUCAGCGCCUACAUCAGUGCCUACAUCAGUGCCUACAUCAGUACCUACAUCAGUACCUACAUCAGUGCCUACAUCAGUACCUACAUCAGUGCCUACAUCAGUACCUACAUCAGUGCCUACAUCAGUACCUACAUCAGUGUCUACAUCAGUACCUACAUCAGUGCCAACCACCGAUGGUGCUGAUGCUAGUAGCCCAAUGUGCUCAAGAUGUGAAUGACCAGGGCCCUGAUGAGGGCACGUCCGAUACCUUUAAAGCCUGUGCCGCCGUAGAUAACACUGAGGGGAACGGCUGCCGUAGUGAGGUGCUCGCGGCUACUGAUAUACUUUAUCCCCAAAUUGAUGAA